This is a messenger RNA of Polyodon spathula (Mississippi paddlefish), 670 nucleotides long. RefSeq names its product apolipoprotein C-II (gene apoc2). Gene Ontology annotation, biological process: lipid transport; chylomicron remnant clearance; negative regulation of very-low-density lipoprotein particle clearance. The record is from RefSeq and is a predicted model, not a curated record. Gene Ontology annotation, cellular component: low-density lipoprotein particle; very-low-density lipoprotein particle; intermediate-density lipoprotein particle. Gene Ontology annotation, molecular function: lipoprotein lipase activator activity; lipid binding; phospholipase activator activity. The coding region runs from base 16 to 318 and encodes 100 amino acids. The transcript is spliced from 3 exons. NCBI's taxonomy places the organism in Eukaryota, Metazoa, Chordata, Actinopteri, Acipenseriformes, Polyodontidae.
AUUCCAAUAUUCAAAAUGAAACUGAUUACUGUUGCCGUUUUACUGUCUGUUUUCUGCUAUGGAGUCGAGAGUGUCAGGCUGCAGAACCGCGAAGCCGGGCCCACAGCCCCGCCCUCAGGCCUGGGUAACAUCCUGACGGACACGUUGUGGGAUUACUGGAGCAAGGGGACCGUGCUCGCCAGCGGCUGGAUAGAGGACGUCAAGUCAUGGAAGGUGGACGAGAAAGUCAGAACCUUGUACACAGAAAGCGCGGCAGCGAUCGGGACUUACACAGGGAUCCUUAAAGACCAGCUUUAUCAUUCCUGGAACCAGAAAUAAAACCCGCUAAUACUCAGCGCUAACUCCCGAGACUGAAACAACAUCUAAAUAUCACACAAGACUCUUUAUUUUGUAUAACACGAUUGUCGACUUUACAAAACAGCUGGAAUCUGAAGCCUUCAAAGUGCUUUGUUUGUUAUCUGCUAUUGCAAAUGAAAGUAUUAAAAGUUCUUAAACAUUCUCGAGUUGUUUCACGCUACAUCUUGUGCGUUAUAUUUCCUUCCCUCGCCACAACAUAGGAUUCCUUUACUGUUUCAGAAGUUAUCUUUUUUUUUUCAAUGAGACUGUACCACAAACAAUGCAUUGAGUGUAAAUUGUUCUUGAAAUAAAAUGUUUACUUUGUAAAAAAAAA